Molecule: messenger RNA, 516 nt
Organism: Charadrius vociferus (killdeer)
Lineage: Eukaryota; Metazoa; Chordata; Aves; Charadriiformes; Charadriidae
Product: single-strand selective monofunctional uracil DNA glycosylase-like
Exons: 3
Biological process (GO): base-excision repair
Molecular function (GO): single-strand selective uracil DNA N-glycosylase activity; oxidized pyrimidine nucleobase lesion DNA N-glycosylase activity
Source: RefSeq, a predicted model, not a curated record
AUGGGGGGGUCCCAGUCCAUCACCAUGGAGCCUCAGAUGGGGGAAUCUGAGGUCCCCUUCGGAGAAGCCUGGCACGUACGGGAAUGGCUGCGGGUCGUCGGGGGGGUGCAAAAGCCGCCCUCGGAGCACCCCAAACGCCCGGUGCUGGGCCUGAGCUGCCGACGGGCCGAGGUGAGCGGCGCCCGUUUUUGGGGACUGGUACGGACCCUCUGCCCCGAUCCCCACCUCUUCUUCCGUCACUGCUUCGUUCACAACCACUGUCCCCUCCUCUUCCUCGCCUCCAGCGGUCGGAAUUUGCCCCCCACCGAGCUGCCCCCCGCCGCGCGCGACCGGUUGAUGGGACUCUGCGACCGGGCGCUGGCAGCCGCCGGCCUGACCGUCCGCGUCGAGGGGUUACCCCAUCCCUCGCCCCGAAACCCCCGCGCCAACCGGGGCUGGGAGGAACUGGCCAAAGCGCGACUGGGAGAACUGGGGGUGCUGGAGUUGUUGGAGAAGGAGGGAGGGGGCGGCAGGGAA